GUGACGUAUGAGGUUGUUACAUCGUUAGCAAGAAAGCUAACAAGCCACAGAAAAACACUCAACUUAUAACGAAUUAGCGUUAGUUGUAAUUGGACUUCAAACACAAAUAGUCUGAUGAGAGGAUCACCUCGGUGGCGAUUUGAAAAUGCAUCAAUGCUCUGUUUGUCCAAAAGCUUUUCCUUCGCCAUAUAAACUCAAGAGACAUUAUCUCAUCCACACUGGCCAGAAGCCCUUCAACUGUGAGAUCUGUGGAAAAGCCUUCACGCAGUCCGAGCAUUUGAAAACACACUUGCAGAAUGUCCACCAUUCAAGGCUUCCUACAGACCGUCUUCAAAGUGGAGUUUUAACUCAUCAACAACAACCAAAUUGUGUUAGACCAGCUGCAGGGAUUACCACACAUGGCUGUAGUAACUACACUUCAAUGCUCCCGACUGUGUCCGCCUCUGCGACCUCCCAGACAGAGCGGAAAAGGGAAAUUGUGAGUCACAAAAUUUGUGUUCCUUCCUCUGAGACUGGAAAACCACCAAAAAAUGUGCCUUAUGUAAAUGAUGGCUCAGUGACUGAGGACAGUAUCUCAAAUCUUCCAAUACCAAGUGAGCAAGUUGAUUCUGCAAAUGUAGACACUUCGGUACGCAGUGCUCACGAUGGAUACACCUGCAAAGUCUGCCUGAAGUCAUUUCCUUCAUCCCUUCACCUUCGGAUUCACUCAACAACUCAUAACAAACCAAAACAAUUUGAGUGGGGCAGAGAGUUGGGACAGACCUUCUCUCAAAAGGCCUGUUCGAAGGUGCACCAGCAGUCUCAAGAACUGAGCUCCAUCACAAGCAAAAUUACUUUGCAACACCAGUGUCCUAAAUGUCUCAAAACCUUCUGUUCGCCAUCCAAAUUAAAGCGGCACUUUCUUAUUCAUACGGGGCAGAAACCCUACUCGUGUAUGAUCUGCUGGAAAGCCUUCAGACAGAAGGUACACUUGAAAUCUCAUUUGAGCACUGCAAAUAAAUGUUCACUUUCUGCCGGCACUGAGAGGAAAAAACUGAGGUUUUGUGACAGCAGACAAACCUCCACUGUGCCGCCUCGGUCAUCACUUCAACAACGACCCAUCAGCCAUCACAAUCCUGAGAGUUCAGCAGUGGAACUGGAGCUUCGCUGUAAAAUAAGUGUAAACGCUGUGCAGGACCUGAACAAGACUGAAAUCAGGUCAGAUGCAACUGUAAAACCAGAGCAACUAUUAAAUACAGACAGUCGGUGUCAGAGUUUUUGUCAUAAGUCACAUGAACAAGAGCAGCAACACCGAACACAUAAAGACUUGAAACCAUUCCAGUGUGUAAUCUGCAACAGAUCAUUUCGGUUGGAAGUUAAUUUAUUACGCCAUCAUAAAAUUCACAGCAACCAAAAAGAAUUGGGAAAUAAUGUGAAAAUGUCUGCAAAUGCAAUAAAACCUGAACCCAGUCAUGCAAAUCCCAUUGACUUGAACAUCUAUGUUACAUCAGACACAUGGAGUAACAAUGAUCCCAAUGACUCUCUUCUUCAGGAUUCUGAGAUAAUUACAUCAGAAGAACAGCAGAGGGAAACCUACCACGCCACCAGGAAGCAGCAGAGAAGUAACACUUUACAUCAGUGCCAUGCAUGUUUGAAAUGUUUUCCAUCUGUAUCAAAACUUCAAAGGCACAUACUGACUCACACUGGGCAGAGGCCCUUUGGCUGUGAGGUGUGUGGAAAGAGAUUUCGUCAGAAAACACACCUGAGGGUCCACUGCCGCACUCACCUGUGGUCCAGAUAUCACAAGCAACGAUCAUUGUAUAUCAAUCGGCCACCUUCUUGCGUAGGUGGGUUUAAUGUAAGGAGUGCAGCAGAUGUCCCCGUCCAGGAAAUGUUAAUGCAUAAGAAGGAUUUUGAGAGACAAACUGGCAGUGACGUAGUUGACGAGCCACACGCCUCAAAGGAAAAUGAGGCGCACCUGAGAAAGUUUUCUAAAGUGACUGUGAAAAGGACACAAACUGCUAAAUCAACGCAAAAUCCAGGUCACGUACGACACAAGUGCUCCCGGUGUUUAAAGUGUUUUCAGAGUGCCUCUAAAUUACAAAGGCACGAGAUGGUACACACAGGACUGAAACCAUUUCAGUGUGCUUUGUGUGGGAAAGCAUUCAGGCAAGCUCCACAUUUGAAAACCCAUGAAAGAACUCACUGUGAGAAGAAACCAUCCAAGCCCUUCAAUCAACAGGGGAACAGCAGACAACUGAAAGUAAAUAGUCAACAGCAGCUUUACCCAAGGAUCAGUGUCCAUAUCCUACCAAAGAAAAAACCUGUGAACAUAAACACUACACUUUCAAAUUUUGAGGGUGUUGUAUGUAACGGAGUGAGUGAGACGCUCUGCACCAGGCGUGAAAUAUGCAUUACAAAAGUGAACAGUCUCUUUAAGACAAACUGUAAAAGUAACGUAACUUGUAAAAAGAGGAAAUGUCACACAUGCCGAAUAUGCUUUAAGAACUUUCUUUCUCCAUAUAAGCUCUCAAGGCACUUGGUCACUCACUCUGGGAUAAGGCCGUACAAAUGCACUUUGUGCAGCAGAACCUUCACACAGCGUGGACACCUAAAAAUUCACGAGUACAAAUGCAGACAGAGUAACAGGAUGUCACAUUAUGUUCAAGGAGAAAUGCUAAAUCCGAACCAUCUCCAGGUUCAAUGCAUUGAAAACCUUACUGAUUGUACUGAUUUUAGUGUGGGUGCAACAACAGAGCAGCCAGAGUCACAUUAUACCACUGUUGGUCAUUACUCAUUUACUGAUGGAGAUUUAUCUUAUUUCUCAGAGGCUAGAGACACUGAAUGGUUGGCAGUGCCAGAAGUAGGCUUACAAGAGAAGCGUAAUGAAUCAGAGGAAAAGCAGAGAGAAAAAUGUAAUGAGGCUUUAGACAACUGUGAUCAGGCUACAGAUCAUCACAGUUAUUCAUUUCCCUCUGAACUUACCUUUGAAAUAAAUAAGCUUGUCCAAAAUCAGAAUAUGGCAGCUCCACCUUUGUCACAUCACCACGAGGGCAGGGCACACAAUAUAGUAUUACCAUGUCAGCCUAAAGGAGUUACAGCCAUUUCAGAUCGCAACAGGUUGCUCAGUGAUAAAUGUGUGAGUUCUGUGGUUGAGAUUCAAAUGCAGGCAGAUAAUUACUGGUGUGAGCCACUAAUUGUGUUUGAGUGUGACAAGUGCUCUGCAAGUUUUACGAGUGAAAACGAUCUGAAGCUACACAUUUGUUCAACUAAAGUUCAACCUAAAACGACCCCGAACAAUCGCUGUGACAUUUGCUUCAAAGAUUUUGUGUCUCCCUCUAAACUUAAAAGGCAUUAUUUUAUCCACACAGGUCAGAGGCCGUUUAGGUGUGAUAUUUGUGGCAAAACGUUCACACAGUCGGCACAUGUCAGAACACACCGACUGACUCACUGAUAAUCAAAAGGUGUAAUGUUUGUGUUUUUGUGUGAAAUUGUGCUUAUGAUGAUCAUGAUAUGUCAUUAAUGUGAUUUUUGUGCAUACUGUAUGUAAAAGAUGUAUUAUAAUGUGCACUAGAUGAUAAUGUAGGUACUAUUUUUUUUAUAUCUUCUGUAUUUCAUAAAUUAAACGUGUUUCAAAUAGUA
Molecule: messenger RNA, 3621 nt
Organism: Morone saxatilis (striped sea-bass)
Lineage: Eukaryota; Metazoa; Chordata; Actinopteri; Moronidae
Product: zinc finger protein 770-like
Exons: 2
Coding region: 146-3433 (1095 amino acids)
Biological process (GO): regulation of transcription by RNA polymerase II
Cellular component (GO): nucleus
Molecular function (GO): RNA polymerase II transcription regulatory region sequence-specific DNA binding; DNA-binding transcription factor activity, RNA polymerase II-specific
Source: RefSeq, a predicted model, not a curated record